Messenger RNA from Dentiscutata heterogama, 3141 nucleotides. Lineage: Eukaryota; Fungi; Glomeromycota; Glomeromycetes; Diversisporales; Gigasporaceae. The record is from the annotation of a GenBank genome assembly.
AUGGAAGAAGAGGAGAAAAUCCUCAAAUUCUGGAAGGAAAUUGACGCUUUUAACACACAAAUAAACUUAUCCAAGGGUAGACCACCCUUUUCGUUCUACGAUGGUCCUCCGUUUGCAACUGGGCUUCCACAUUAUGGACAUUUGUUGGCCGGUACUAUCAAGGAUAUUGUGACUCGUUAUGCAACUCAGAAUGGUUAUUACGUUGAACGUCGGUUCGGUUGGGAUUGUCAUGGUUUACCUGUUGAAUAUGAAAUUGAUAAAAAAUUAAAUAUCAAGUGUAAGGAUGAUGUUUUAGCAUUAGGAAUUGACAAAUACAAUCAAGAAUGCAAAAGCAUUGUCAUGCGAUAUUCAGGAGCUUGGCGAGAGACUGUAGAACGUAUUGGCCGUUGGAUUGAUUUUGAUAAUGAUUAUAAAACUUUAAACACCUCUUUUAUGGAAAGCGUUUGGUGGGUGUUCAAAGAAUUAUAUGAAAAAGGUCAAGUCUACCGUGGUGUAAGAAUAAUGCCAUAUUCUACUGCGUGUACGACUCCAAUUUCGAAUUUUGAGGCUGCUCAAAAUUAUAAAGAUGUUAAUGACCCAGCUACAUGGACGACAACACCAUGGACGUUACCUAGUAAUUUAGCUCUCUGUACCCAUCCUGAUUUUGAAUAUAUUAAGAUUAAGGACGAAAAUUCUGGGAAGAUCUAUAUCCUUCUGGAGAAAUGUUUAAAUACUUUAUAUAAAGAUCUCAAGAAGGCAAAAUAUGUCGUAUUGCAAAAAAUCCUAGGAAAAGAUAUGAAAGGAUGGGAAUACAUCCCUUUAUUUGAAUAUUUCGUUCCUCAGUUUAAAGGCAAAGGAUUCAUCGUAUUAAAUGAUACAUAUGUCACUGAUGACAGUGGUACCGGAAUUGUUCACCAAGCACCAGCUUUUGGUGAAGACGAUUAUCGUAUAUGCCUCAAAAACAAUAUUAUUACGGAAGAUGGUUUUCUUCCUUGUCCUGUCGACGAACAAGGUUUAUUCACUUCGGAAGUGACGGACUUCGCUAAAAUGCAUGUCAAGGAUGCCGAUAAGAAUAUCCAAAAACUUUUAAAACAAAAUAAUCGAUUAAUAGUACAAUCUCAAGUUAAUCAUAGUUAUCCUUUUUGUUGGCGCUCAGAUACUCCAUUAAUAUAUAAGGCUGUUCCAUCGUGGUUUGUUCGCGUUAAACCCAUCAUCCCUCAAUUAUUAAAAAACAAUCAAGAAACUUAUUGGGUUCCUGAGUUUGUCAAAGAAAAAAGGUUUGCAAACUGGAUUAUAAAUGCCCGAGAUUGGAAUAUCUCUCGUAAUCGAUAUUGGGGCACGCCAAUUCCUCUAUGGGUUAGUGAUGAUUAUGAAGAGAUUGUUUGUGUUGGUUCUUUGGCAGAACUAGAGGAAUUGUCCGGUUGUGAUAAAUUAACAGAUAUUCAUCGUGACAAAAUUGAUCAUAUUACGAUUCCUUCAAAAAAAGGAAAGGGCUCACUAAAAAGGGUGGAAGAGAUCUUUGACUGUUGGUUUGAAUCUGGAAGUAUGCCGUAUGCACAAUGUCAUUACCCUUUUGAAAAUAAAGAAAAAUUUGAAGGCUCUUUUCCUGCUGAUUUUAUUGCCGAAGGGCUCGACCAGACAAGAGGAUGGUUCUAUACUCUCAUGGUCUUAUCUACACAUCUAUUUGAUAAACCAACAUUCAAAAAUCUAAUAACAAAUGGUCUGGUAUUGGCGGCAGAUGGUAAGAAAAUGAGCAAACGCCUGAAGAACUAUCCUGAGCCCCAAACUAUCAUUAACGCGUAUGGUGCUGAUGCUUUGAGAUUAUACCUUGUUAAUUCUCCAGUCGUACGUGCUGAGCCAUUGAGAUUCAAAGAAGAAAGUGUCAAGGAGGUUAUUUCCAAGGUUUUUCUACCUUGGUACAAUGCUUAUCGUUUCCUUGACUCGCAAGUUGUAUUGUUAAAAAAGGAUACUGAAAUAGAAUUUAAAUACAAUCCAUUGGCAAAGAAAUCUGAAAAUGUUAUGGAUAGGUGGAUAUUGGCAUGUUCUCAAAGUCUUAUAAAGUUUGUACGUGAGGAAAUGGGAGCCUAUAGAUUGUACACUGUUGUCCCGAGAUUACUAAAUCUCAUUGAACAAUUAACUAACGGUUAUGUCAGAUUUAACCGCAAGCGACUGAAAGGCGAAAAUGGUCCAGAAGAUACCAUCAAUGCAUUAAAUACGUUAUUUGAAGUCUUGUUAACAUUAUGCCGUGUUAUGGCUUCCUUCACCCCUUUCCUCACGGAGCAUAUUUACCAAAACUUAAAAAAAUAUCUACCACCAUCUUAUUCCAAUGAAGAUGAUCGUUCUAUUCACUUUUUACCUUUGCCAGAAGUGAGGAAUGAAUAUUUUGACUCUGAAAUUGAACGUCGUAUGUCACGCAUGCAGGCAGUUAUUGAUUUGGGUCGAGUUAUUCGUGAAAAAAAAAAUAUUGGAUUAAAGACACCUUUGAAAGAGCUUAUCGUAAUACAUUCGGAUUCACAAUAUCUUUCAGAUGUUAUGUCACUUGAGAAUUAUAUCGUUGAAGAAUUAAAUAUCAAAAAUCUUCUUGCUACAUCGGAUGAAAGUAAAUAUGGCAUAAAAUACCGAGCGGAGGCUGAUUGGAAAGUGUUAGGUCAAAAGCUUAAAAAAGAUGCCGUUAAAGUAAAGAAUGCUUUACCCACAUUGACUUCUGAACAAGUCAAAGAUUUUGUGCACAAUAAAGAGAUUUUGAUUGAUGGAAUUAAAGUGAUCGAAGAAGACCUUCAAGUAGUAAGAUAUUUCGAAGAUGCUGAUAGCCAUUAUGAAACGAAUACUGAUAAGGACGUUCUUAUACUUUUGGAUGUCAAAAUAUACAAUGAUUUACAAGAGGAAGGUUGGGCUCGUGAGGUUGUGAAUCGUGUUCAGAGAUUACGAAAAAAGGCGGGAUUACAGCCUACAGACCCGGUAUUAACAUAUUAUAAAUUUACUAAAGAUGUCAAUAAUCAAGUAGAAACCAUCAUUAAGACGCAAAGUGACAUUAUUGUCAAGAUUUUAAAACGACCGUUAUUACCAAUGGCGGACAAAAUUGAUGGAGCUGAAGUUAUCAUUGAGGAAGUUCAAGAGGUCAAUGAAUCCACGUUUCUGUUAUGUUUAGUUAAAGAUUGGUGA